AUGAUUUACGAAUUUGAAAAAUUGAAUGUGUUGGUUGUUGGAUGUGGAGGAUUAGGUAAUGAAGUCAUAAAAAAUUUAAUUUAUAUAAAUAUAAAAAAUAUAACUAUUGUUGAUUAUGACUUUGUAGAAAUAAGUAAUUUACAGAGACAAUUAUUUUUUACACCUAAUGAUAUAGGUAAUUUUAAAGUUAAUGUAAUUAAUAGAAUAAUAAAAGAUAAAUAUAAAGACGUUAAUAUAAGAAGUUAUAUAAAAAAGAUAGAACUUUUUGAUUUAGGUUUUUUUGAAGAUUUUGAUUUUAUUAUUGGUUGCUUAGAUAACAUAGAUAGUAGAAUAUAUCUUAAUAAUUUAAUCUUUAAUUUAAAAAAAGAUAUUAUAUAUAUAGAUGGUGGAGUAGAAGGAUUUAAAGGUAGUAUUAAAAUUAUAGAUAGAAAAAAUGAGUUUGCUUGUUUCAAUUGUACAAUUGAAAAUUAUUCUAAUUAUUCUUUUCCUAUUUGUUCUAUUAUUAACAAACCUAAAACACCUGAGGAAUGCAUAUUAUAUGUUAUGAAUGUUUCAUUCAAAGAUAUAAAAAAAGAAAAAUUAGAUAAAGAUAAUGAAAACCAUAUAAAAUGGAUAUACGAAGAGUCAAAAAAAAGGGCUCAGUUGUUUCAUAUAAAUAAUUUAUCAUAUUCGUUAACUGAAAAAGUAGUAAAAAAUUCAAUUCCUACAACUAUUAGUACAUUAAUGAUAAUUUCUUCAUUAAUGAUAACUGAACUUUUCAAUAUUAUUACAUUUAGAAAUAGAGAAAAUAAUUAUAGUGAUAUAUUAUAUGUUGGAGAUAAUGGAAUAUAUAUGUAUUAUUAUAAAAUUUACAAAUCUCCUAAUUGUAUGAUUUGUAAUAAAAAAGAAAUAAAGUUAACUUUUAAUAAGAUAGAUAAAUUAAAUAAGCUUGUUGAUUUUAUAAAAACAAAUUAUAAUUCAAAGAAUAUUAAUAUAUCAUCAGAUUCUUCUAUAUUAUUUAUAUCAUCCAAAUAUUUAAGAAAAAAUUAUGAACAAAAACUAAAUUCAACAUUUCAACAGUUAAUAGAUAAAGGAGAAAUAACAAUAGGGAAUUCCUUGAAUAUUCAAACAGAUAAAAAUAAUUUUAUUUUAUUUCUUAAUUUAGUCUAA
Plasmodium gallinaceum is the source of this 1149-nucleotide messenger RNA. Its product is annotated as ubiquitin-activating enzyme, putative. The record is from RefSeq and is a predicted model, not a curated record. Gene Ontology annotation, biological process: protein neddylation. Bases 1 to 1149 code for a protein of 382 amino acids. NCBI's taxonomy places the organism in Eukaryota, Apicomplexa, Aconoidasida, Haemosporida, Plasmodiidae. Gene Ontology annotation, molecular function: NEDD8 activating enzyme activity. Gene Ontology annotation, cellular component: nucleus; cytoplasm. The transcript has a single exon.